Messenger RNA from Chaetomium globosum CBS 148.51, 102 nucleotides. RefSeq lists its product as uncharacterized. Bases 1 to 102 code for a protein of 33 amino acids. Lineage: Eukaryota; Fungi; Ascomycota; Sordariomycetes; Sordariales; Chaetomiaceae. The record is from RefSeq and is a predicted model, not a curated record. The transcript is spliced from 2 exons.
AUGACAGUUCACACCCGCAACCCAGCCCUCCUCCUCUUUAACCUCCUCGCGCAAAAGAAGACCAACCCCAUGACAGCAACACCCACCACCGGCAGCACCUAG